GCUCCAACCAACAGAAAUCCUCAGAAGGAGCCCAGCUAACAGGAGCUCCAGCUGCCAGCCAAUAGGAAAACAGAGCAAACCAAACCACAAAUUAACUGCCAACAUGACUUCCAAGCUGCUGGUCACCCUCCUGGCCAUCUUCCUGCUUUCUGCAGCAUUGAAUGAAGCUGCUGUGGUGCCUCAGGCAGUGUCAGAACUCCGGUGUCUGUGCAUCAAAACACAUUCCAAACCUUUCCAUCCUAAACUCAUUAAGGAGCUGAGAAUGAUUGACAGCGGACCACACUGCCCGAACACAGAAAUCAUUGUCACUCUUCAAGAUAACAGGGAGCUCUGCCUGGACCCUCAAGCAAAGUGGGUGCAGAAAAUUCUUCAUGUGUUUUUGAAGAAAGCUGAGAAUAACUCAAAUUAAAAUGGAAGCCCUUCUCCUUUGUCUUGAAUUUAUCUCUCCAUGAAGAUGCCAAUGAAACAUCAGGGAAACCUGCUUCUCUUUAAAAUACGCAACAUGGCCCAGAGAAUUAAGGAAGUGAGGUGUUGACUUUGCCACUGAUUCACUGUGCCUCAACUUCUUCAUUUCUGUAACUGCCCAAGAACACCUGCUCAUUCCUACCUCACUGAGAUGCUCACUAUGAGGACAAAAAUGCCAAAGCUCUUUCUGCUUUUUUUUUUCAGGGUCAGACAAUAUAAUGAUAUUAUUUUCAGCUAUAAUUUAAUUUAGAUAUUUACUAUUUAUGUAUUUAUUAAAAGGAUGUGUGGAGCUAGAACUGGAUGAUAAAAACUGCCCUGAUAGGAAGUGGAGACAAAAUGAUAAUGAAUUUUAUUUAAUUUAAGACCUGGGGAGUACUCGAUAUUCCUCCCACUUUCACUGUUAGGAGGAGGAUUCUGUCUUCCAGAAAUGUCUAUGGAGGGAUGACAUCAGUGGAAAUCUGCAUUAGGGACUUUCGCCCUAAUUCUGGAAUCUAGAGUGGUUUAAGAAAUAAAACAGCAAUGUCUUCCUGGGCCUAAGUCCCAGAAUUCUUCUUGGUGGGGAAAUUAUUUAUGGUGUGUUAAUAACUUGUUCUCAGUUUAUUUAAAUGGUUGUGCUCUGUCACCACCAUGGUUUAUUUAUUUAACUUGAGAAAAGUUUUUUAUAUUAUAUCUGAGGGAAGUUUUCCUGACAUUUUUGAUCAUUUAGAAGUCUGCUUAGGACCAUGAGCAUAUUUAUCAAAAAUGUAACUCAUUGUCAACUUUGUAAACAUUUGCUUUAUUCUAGUUUUUUUGGUUAAGAUUUCCUGGAAGUUUUCUUUCAAUAAAAAAUGAACAUUUGGAUUUUAAAAGA
Messenger RNA from Phascolarctos cinereus (koala), 1315 nucleotides. RefSeq names its product C-X-C motif chemokine ligand 8 (gene CXCL8). Gene Ontology annotation, molecular function: chemokine activity. NCBI's taxonomy places the organism in Eukaryota, Metazoa, Chordata, Mammalia, Diprotodontia, Phascolarctidae. The record is from RefSeq and is a predicted model, not a curated record. Gene Ontology annotation, cellular component: extracellular region. Gene Ontology annotation, biological process: chemotaxis; defense response; immune response.